Messenger RNA from Pan troglodytes (chimpanzee), 913 nucleotides. RefSeq names its product putative cyclin-related protein FAM58B. Gene Ontology annotation, biological process: regulation of transcription by RNA polymerase II. Lineage: Eukaryota; Metazoa; Chordata; Mammalia; Primates; Hominidae. Gene Ontology annotation, molecular function: cyclin-dependent protein serine/threonine kinase regulator activity. The record is from RefSeq and is a predicted model, not a curated record.
UCCUUCCGCUGGAGCCGCGGGGCCUCAUGGAAGGCAUGGAGGACGCCGGAGAGGGCGCCACAGCGCCGGAAGCCAGGGUGCACUUCCCCGUGGCGAGGUUCUUCAUCAUGGAGGCAGGUGUCAAGCUAGGGAUGCGGUCCAUUCCCAUUGCCACUGCUUGCACCAUUUACCCUAAGUUCUUCUGCGAGACCAUCGUGGACGCCUUUGACCCUUACCUGAUUGCCAUGUCUUCCAUUUACUUGGCCGGCAAAGUGGAAGAGCAGCACCUGUGGGCUCAUGACAUCAUCAAUGUGUCCGACAGGUACUUCAACCCAAGCAGUGAGCCCCUGGAAUUGGACUCCCGCCUCUGGGAGCUCCGGGACAGCAUUGUGCAGUGUGAGCUUCUCAUGCUGAGAGUUCUGCGCUUCCAGAUCUCCUUCCAGCAUCCACACAAGUACCUGCUCCACUACCUGGUUUCCCUCAAGAACUGGCUGAACUGCCACAGCUGGCAGCGGACCCCCGUUGCCGUCACUGCCUGGGCCCUGCUGCGGGACAGCUACCACGGGGGGCUGUGCCUCCGCUUCCAGGCCCAGCACAUAGCUGUGGUGGUGCUCUACCUGGCCCUGCAGGUCUAUGGAGUCGAGGUGCCCGCCGAGGUCGAGGCUGAGAAGCUGUGGUGGCAGGCGUUUAGUGACGACCUUACCAAGCCAAUCAUUGAUAAUAUUGUGUCUGAUCUCAUUCAGAUUUAUACCAUAGACACAGAGAUCCCCUAAGGCCCUGGCCCAGGCCUGCCCAAAGAGAAGCCCAGGAUGGUCAGCUGCCUGGGGACAUUGCCACCACAUCGCUAUGAUGGCUGGUCCCCAGAGGACCAGCUGGGAGGACUGGUUGUGCUGCUGGAGAAGGGCUGGUGCAGGCGAUGACAUGCUGCCGCUUU